GGCGGUAGCACUGGGAAUUCACAUAAACCACAGUGAUUUUCCUGUUUCUUCUUGAGCUAAGGAGGAAACAUCACCAUCCUUAAAUCAUUAAGGCAGUCGAUGAAGAGAUUGAAUUAGCUGAACAGUUGCAUGGGUUUUUGUGUAAAAUCUACAACACAAUGACGUCAAAUUUAGGCUCAAAGAAGAAAGACAGUGUUUACAGAAUGGACAGAUUCGCAGAGGACUUGCCAAAGCUGAGCAAUGAGAUGCAGCUAAGCAUCAUGAACAAGGUGAAGAACGGAGAGUUGUCCAUUGAAGAUGCUCUGAACCUGGCAAGGAGGGACCGGCGUCAGCUGCUCAAGCAGCAGUGUCCGUCUGAAGAGGAACAACAAUCCUCACAGUACAACUUCAGUGUUCUUAAGCAUGGUCGAUACAGGUGGCAGAAGCGGGUUUUUCAGAUCGACUUGAAGACUAAAAUGCUGUGCAGCAUCGAGAAAGGAAUCAUCAAGCGACAGCUUCCCUUCUCCAUCGUGAAGAGUUGUGAUGAUGGAGUCGGCUCCAAGUUCACCAUUUCCUUUAAAGGACAUCACGAUUAUGAGUUGGAGGCAAGGUCACUGGAGGACAAACACAAGAUGAUGCAGCUUGUUAAUCAGAUCAUUUAUGGGAACAUAUACUGUGAUAAUGAAGAGGGAGAUGCAGACACUCGUCAGCAGCCUCAGGCAUCACAGAGCCUACGUGAAGGCAUCUUGUUACUACACAGAGGAGGCCUGGCGUCUUUCAGAUGGGUGAAGUAUGAGGUCCAGCUUCACCCGGGCCAACUAACACUGGUGCCCUUCAGGAGUCGAGGCCCCGCGGAUGGCGAGCUGACGUCUGCUGUGCCCAUGUCGACUGUGAUUCAUCUGUCAGACGGAGAUACCAGCGUACAGAAACCUCACAGCCCAGACGCAUUCACCCUGGUCACACAUAAAAAUCAGUACCAAUUCAAAGUUCCUGUAUCAGACCAUACCACCACCCAGAGGGCCAUCCAGCAGGAGCGAGACGCUUGGCUUAGUGCCAUUGACAAGCUGUGUUCAGACUGGAAGAGGAAGUCCAGGGGUGAACAAGCGUUUGUGGAAACAACGUUUCUACGAAGUAUCAGCAUAAGCGAAGACAUCGAGGAUUCUAAUUCGGAUCAAGAGUCAAGUGGUGGCUCAACCAGUGUGAAUACAAUUCCUAUUUAUCCUCCAGUUGAUUAUGCAAAUGCAGAUCCCACAUCCAGCAGUGGAGGUCAGUUAUUAGGUGAUAAUACCAAACCUCCUCCUGAACCUUCACCUCGUGCCCAGUCACCAUCCUCACCCUGUGCUGCUCCUUUAUUGCCAGUGGCCUCUCCUGACCCCUCGCCCUCCCACACUCCCAUCACAUCCUCCACCACAGUCCCAGAGCCUCCAAAAAAUAAAUCAGGCUCGUCACCUGUCAAAGUGCCUGCACCUCCAUACAUUCCUGCCCCGCCACCUUUACUCCUCAAAACCACAAUUUCAAGCAAAACACGCACCAGGGCUUUUCACUGGGACCCAGUUACCACCAACAACAAGUUGUUUGCAAAAUCAUUCUGGAUGCAAGAAAGAGCCCGGAACAUUGAACUCAACACAUCACGCCUGUACGAGCAGUUUGCUGUUAAGGAUCCCGGGACAUUUGUUGUGUCAGAGCAGAGUAAUACCCAGCAUAUCAUGCUCAACGAGAAGAUCGCACACAAUUUCAACAUUUUUCUCAAAAGUUUCUCCGUGCAGCCGGGAGAGCUGAAGGACAAACUGUUCAUUGUUCACAAGAAAGACGGAGGCCUGUCUGAUGAGCACAUCACGUCUCUGAGGAGGUAUGUCCCUACCUUGGAUGAUGUGGAAAUGUACAAAUCCCACAAAGGCCCCGUGGCAGACCUGCAUAUUGUGGACCAGUACAUGAUGGAGAUGUGCAACAUCCCCUACCUGAGCACACAACUGGACCUGCUGCUGGUUCUGAGAGAGCUGCCGAACAGCAUGAACGACAUGCAGCCCCUGAUUAACCAGAAGAUCAGAAUGUGCAUGCAGCUGUACAACUGCAGGUCAUUUGUGUCCGUGCUGGAGUACCUCCUCGCCAUGGGCAAUUACCUCAAUGAGAAUGCUGGAAAGGGAAAGGCCAAGGGAUUCCGCCUCUCCUCCUUAGCUAAAGUCUCUCAGCUCCGUGGGAGAGACAGGAAAUUCACCUUGCUCCAUGCCCUUGUGGAACAGAUCAUGUUGCAUGAACCAUGCGUGGCCACUUUUACCCAAGAGUUGGCAGAAUUCGAAACUGUCCCUGGAGCUUCCAUCAAGGGCCUGACCGCAGAAGUAGAUGUCCUGAAGAAUGAACUGCAGAAAGUUAUUCAGUACAGAAAAACUUUCAAGAAGAGACAUGGUGGAACUCAUCACCUCAACUUCUCCAAAGACCUAAAGAUCCUGAUUGAUAAACACAACACAGAUCUCGCUGCUCUGACAAAGUCGUGUGAGGAGAUGAAGAAACUCUACUCUCUCAUUCUGGUUAAGUUUGGAGAACCAGCAGAUCAAGACUCUCAGGAGCUCUUUGGGCUGAUCUGUCAGUUCAUCUAUGACUUCAAGAGGACGUAUGCUGAAGUUGUUUGAGUGAUGCUGUAUGACCACUGACACUGCAGUGCUCAUUAAACCGACAAACAUUUAAAAGAAAUGUGAAUUAUUUUGUAUUAACUGUAAUAUUAAAGGCAUCUGUUGCUUGGAUUGAUA
Solea solea (common sole) is the source of this 2723-nucleotide messenger RNA. RefSeq names its product protein diaphanous homolog 1. The transcript is spliced from 17 exons. Bases 159 to 2606 code for a protein of 815 amino acids. The record is from RefSeq and is a predicted model, not a curated record. NCBI's taxonomy places the organism in Eukaryota, Metazoa, Chordata, Actinopteri, Pleuronectiformes, Soleidae.